Chenopodium quinoa (quinoa) is the source of this 3085-nucleotide messenger RNA. Its product is annotated as acylamino-acid-releasing enzyme 1-like. NCBI's taxonomy places the organism in Eukaryota, Viridiplantae, Streptophyta, Magnoliopsida, Caryophyllales, Amaranthaceae. Bases 265 to 2544 code for a protein of 759 amino acids. The record is from RefSeq and is a predicted model, not a curated record. Gene Ontology annotation, molecular function: serine-type endopeptidase activity. The transcript is spliced from 18 exons. Gene Ontology annotation, biological process: proteolysis.
UAAGAAUAGACCCUUAAUAAUCCUACUCCCACCUAACAAUCACUCUUGAGUGGCUCUGAUUCAAUACCCUGGCCAACUGUCUCUCACCCCCUUUCUAACUAAAUACAGUAAAGACUCCUAUAUUGUGCUGUGCUGAAGUGCUGAACUAAGGGUCAAAAAGUUUAAGUCUCGUUGUCUAGCUCGAGUUUGACUUUCUAUCUUAGCCAAUUUAGCUUGGAUCUGUUUAUUAAAGGUGUAGCUGUUGUAAGUCAAAAGGGGCAGAAAAUGUACGAGGAAACUCACUUUGCAAUGAAGGAAGAAUAUGCUAGUCUGUCCAAAUUGCUGAUGGAAUUCGUUAAUAUCAGUAAAAUAGACAAGGCUUGGGUUUGCAAAUCAGGAAAUGACUCUAAGGCAAUAUUUUCUGCUAGCCAACCCAAUAUUCUUGCUAAUAGUAACAGAAAAUUUAUCUUGUCUGCUACUAUUCAUGGGAGUGGCACUAGUCCAGUGGAUUUUCAAUGGUCACCCUUUCCUAUUGAGGUUUCAGGGGCAUCCAUAAUAUUGCCUUCACCUUCUGGUUCGAAGCUUCUCAUUGUUCGAAAUUCUGAUGAUGACUCUCCUACUAAAUUUGAGAUUUGGGGCUCUUCAGAUCUGGAAAAGGAGUUUCUUGUACCUCAGGCUGUUCAUGGAUCAUUAUUUACGGAUGCAUGGUUUGAAGGUGUUUCUUGGAACUUAGAUGAAACACUCAUUGCAUAUGUUGCUGAGGAGCCUACCCCUUUAAAGCCCACAUUCAAUAAUUUUGGUUAUACAAGCGCGAGUACCUCCAAUAAGGGUUGUAACAGCUGGGAAGGCCAAGGGGACUGGGAGGAGGGAUGGGGAGAAACAUAUGUGAAAAAAAGGUGCCCUGCAGUUUUUGUUAUUGAUAUUAACAGCGGAGAGGUGCGUGCUGUUGAAGGAAUUAAUAAGGCACUCAGUGUUGGUCAGGUUGUUUGGGUUCCAUCAACAAUUGCCUCACAGCAACAUCUUGUAGUUGUUGGGUGGCCUGCAGAACCAAGAAAACUUGGCAUGAAAUACUGUACUAAUAGACCAUGUGCCUUAUAUGCUGUAACAUGUCCUUUCAACAAAUUAGAAGCUAUCAAAUCUGAUCUCAACAGAUCAAAUGCAGAUGAUGACUCCAAUGCAGUUGUGUUGACAAAAGGAAUUAGCAGCGCUUUCUGUCCACGCUUUAGCCCAGACGGGAGAUUUCUUGUGUUCUUAUCAGCCAAAAGUGCUGUGGAAUCAGGAGCACACAAUGCCACAUUUUCACUUCAUAGAGUUGAUUGGCAAAGUGAUUGGAACCCAAAUGUGCUACCAAUUGUUGAUGUGGUUCCUGUUGUACUGUCUGCGGAGAAUGAUUGCUUCCCUGGACUAUAUUUUCCCAGCAUCCUCAUGAAUCCAUGGUUUUCUGAUAAGCGUACUAUGAUUUUAUCCUCGAUCUGGAGGAGCACUCAAGUGAUAUUUUCUGUGGAUGUAGAGAGUGGGAGCUUGUCACGCAUCACUCCUCAUAAUUCAAGCUCCUCAUGGGAGGUUCUUUCGCUUGAUGAGGAUAAUAUCAUUGCCGUAUGCAGCAGCCCUGUAGAUACUCCUCGAAUCAAGUAUGGUUGUCUUCUUAAGAAGCAAGUCCCAAAUGCCCCUUGGAAUUGGCAAGAUGUUCCGAGCCCCCUAUUCAGAUGUUCAAAGGAGGUUUCAUCUCGCCUCUCAUCCCUUCAAUUCAGUAUAAUGAAAAUUCCAGUAAGAUCUAUUUCAGAAAACUGUACAGAAGGAGCGAGUAAACCUUUUGAAGCUAUAUUUGUCUCCUCAACUGCAAAGAACGACAUUUGUAAUCCAUUGAUCACAGUUCUUCAUGGAGGUCCUCAUGAUGUUGCAACAUCAAAGUUCUCAAAGACAUUGGCAUUUUUGGCAUCAACUGGAUAUAAUCUAUUAAUUGUCAAUUAUCGAGGCUCUCUGGGAUUUGGUGAAGAAGCACUGCAGUCUCUUCCAGGGAAUGUUGGAUCACAGGACGUCAAUGAUGUGCUUACUGCAAUAGAUCAUGUUGUCGGCUUAAAACUUGCUGAACCACCUAGAAUUGCUGUGUUUGGUGGUUCCCAUGGUGGCUUUUUGAGUGCCCACCUUAUUGGGCAGGCCCCUGAAAAAUUUUCUGUAGCAGCAGUCUGGAAUCCUGUUUGCAACCUUGCUUUGAUGGUUGGAACUACUGAUAUUCCUGAUUGGUGCUUUGUCAAUGCUUAUGGAAGCGAUGGUAAAACGUACUUUACAGAAGCACCAUCUAAGGACAAUCUGAAUAUCUUAUAUGAUAAGUCCCCUAUCUCGCAUGUCCAUAAGGUCAAAGCACCUACACUGUUUCUUUUAGGUGCUCAGGAUCUUCGAGUUCCUGUUCCUGAUGGAUUGCAAUAUGCGCGUGCAUUAAAGGAGAGAGGAAUUGAGGUUAAGGUAAUUAUGUUUCCUGAUGACGUACAUGAAAUAUCCAGGCCUCAAUCUGAAGUCGAGAGCUUUGUAAAUAUUGCAUUGUGGUUCAAGAAUUAUUGUCAAUAGAUCAAGUGCCAUAUCCAUGAAGAGAUGCUUAACAGCAAUGCCAUAGUAAACCAAAUCCUUAAGUUUACUAAGUUCUUGUGUACUUUCCUAGUUUUAUGUCUAAUGUGCUCAUGAUCUGAUUUACUUUAUUUACUCUCGCUUAUCUGAACACAAGGUUGUAGUUUGCUGAAUUGGUAUGGUAUGGAACUAAAGCACUUGAAUUUUACACUAGAACUUUGACGACCAACAACAUGCUAGUCAUUCAAAUAAUGCAUAAAUUGCUUUUACUGACCUACAAUGUGAGGAGACUCAGGAGAGAAUCAAGAACGGCAGCAUUUAUGCAAAGGCAAAAAAAAAUUGGUUACUACAAAACAAAAGCAGGAAAUGAACAAUCAAAUAGUCAUUUACAUACAUGCUUGUUUCUGUUUGCCCGUAUUACAUACAAAAAGGCUCUGUAAUUUGUACAUACCAAUUCGGAUAACACCUGCUUAUUUGUACAGUUAAGUGCAUGCUAGGAAAUUCCUGUACUUCUUAUACUCUCCUAUCCCUCUCAUACACCCCC